AUGGCACGAAUGAACCGCCCUGCUCCUGUGGAAGUCACAUACAAGAACAUGAGAUCCCUUAUUACUCACAAUCCAAUCAAUGCAACCUUAAAUAAAUUUAUAGAGGAACUUAAGAAGUAUGGAGUGACCAUAAUAGUAAGAGUAUGUGAAGCAACUUACGACACUGCUCUUGUGGAGAAAGAAGGCAUUUGUGUUCUUGAUUGGCCUUUUGAUGAUGGUGCACCACCUUCCAACCAGAUUGUUGAUGACUGGUUAAGUCUUGUAAAAAUCAAGUUUCGUGAAGAACCUGGUUGUUGUAUUGCUGUGCAUUGUGUUGCAGGACUUGGGAGAGCUCCAGUGCUUGUUGCCCUAGCAUUAAUUGAAUGUGAUAUGAAAUAUGAAGAUGCAGUACAAUUCAUAAGACAAAAGCGGUGUGGUGCUUUCAACAGCAAGCAACUUUUGUAUUUGGAGGAGUAUCGUCCUAAAAUGCUGUAA
Jaculus jaculus (lesser Egyptian jerboa) is the source of this 474-nucleotide messenger RNA. Its product is annotated as protein tyrosine phosphatase type IVA 1-like. Gene Ontology annotation, molecular function: protein tyrosine phosphatase activity. Gene Ontology annotation, cellular component: nucleus. Gene Ontology annotation, biological process: protein dephosphorylation. The transcript has a single exon. NCBI's taxonomy places the organism in Eukaryota, Metazoa, Chordata, Mammalia, Rodentia, Dipodidae. The coding region runs from base 1 to 474 and encodes 157 amino acids. The record is from RefSeq and is a predicted model, not a curated record.